This is a messenger RNA of Aspergillus nomiae NRRL 13137, 525 nucleotides long. Its product is annotated as actin-binding ADF family protein. Lineage: Eukaryota; Fungi; Ascomycota; Eurotiomycetes; Eurotiales; Aspergillaceae. Gene Ontology annotation, biological process: actin filament severing; actin filament depolymerization; cell motility. The record is from RefSeq and is a predicted model, not a curated record. The coding region runs from base 1 to 525 and encodes 174 amino acids. Gene Ontology annotation, molecular function: actin filament binding. Gene Ontology annotation, cellular component: actin cytoskeleton; actin cortical patch; cytoplasm. The transcript is spliced from 3 exons.
AUGGCAAGUGUCAUCUACCCGACUUAUCCCUCUCCGAGCCUAUACACUGACAUCGCACAGUCUUCAGGUGUAGGAGUAAACAGCGAAUGCACGGAGCAGUACCAAGCGUUGAAGCUCAAGAAGUCAUUCAAAUAUAUCAUCUACGGACUGAAUUCUAGCAAUACCGAGAUCACCGUUCUGAAAACCUCACCUUCGGACAGCUAUGACGACUUCAUUGCUGAUCUACCGGAAACCGAGUGCAGAUGGGUAGUGUACGAUUUGGAGUACGAGACAGAGGGAAACCACAAGGCGAAUAAGGUAGUCUUUAUCUCAUGGUCACCGGAAUAUGCAAAGAUCAAGCAGAAGAUGCUAUAUGCCUCGGCCGGAGAUGCACUCCGCAGAGAACUAAGUGGCAUAGCAGCUCAGAUAUCUGCCACAGAAUACAAUGAGGUUGCCUAUGAAGCUGGUACUUUGUCGAUAAAGCAAGCAGGGGAGGAAGGUAGCAAGGGAGAACUUGGAACAUCAGCCUUCUCGCACCCGCCCUAG